AUAAUGAGAUAUUGUGCUGAACUGAAACCCGCAGUUAAUGCUAAAUGUUUCUAUAAUGCGUGAUAAUAACUUUCUGCUUAUCCUGUCUUUAAGCAAACGCUCCUUACAACCAAGUGAACUUGUCUGUUUGCUGCUGCCCUUAAUCUAUAAUUACUGCCAUGUUUGCAUUUGCAGGGCAGCACAAGAGGCAACAAAAUAUGUACUCCCAUAAAACAAACAUGUUAUACACUUUGCAAAACAAAUAUGUGUCUGGGGAGAUGAGGAACAACCUCCCCAACUUAACAGAUAAUUUGCAGAGAAAUGUGUUCUGAAACAGGAAGUUUAUUACGCGGCGGAACCAUUUCAUAACGAGCAAGCAACAUGCUGCGGAAUCUAUUUUGAAAAGGACCUACGGUAGACUUUCUUCAAAUACAUAGGGAAAAAAACAGUGCAUCUGUUGUAAGUGUCGGUUCUAACUAAGGCAUUGUGGAGUAAAAGUGACAUGGAUGGACGCAAGAGGUUCUCAUUCCCCUGCCAACAACGAUAGUAUGGAAACUAUUGAAGGGAAUGGAAUGUUGACUACGGUGCGGUCGGGCCCCAUUCUGAGUCCGGCUGAACUUUUUGCAGCCCGAACUCGGGACCACAAACUUCCUAUGCGUGCACAUGGCCAGAAAGAUUUCUUUCCUGACAGUUCAGAAGAGCAGGCGGAGAAACUGCGUCUGUGUCGUGAAGAGCAGUGGCAGCUGCUGGGUGAAGAAAGAGUUCAGCGCUUAGGAAGUCUGAUAAAAGCCAAAUGGAAACCAAAAGCAAAGAUUGUGAAGCUGAAGUCCCCAGCGGGUAAGUUCUGGCACACAAUGGGCCAUACGGAACAUGGAAAACAACUCCUGUACCCAGAAGAGGCUCUUUAUCUGUUGGAAUGUAGUUACAUCAGUUUGCUUUACCAUGGCCUACCACUGUCCAUUCAGGAGGCCUAUGAGACCUUAUUGUCUCCUCAGACCAUUUCAUUACAGCAGUAUCAGGUAUACAGCCACUUGAAGAGAAUUGGAUACAUUGUAAUAAGGUUUGAUGCCAGCAUGGUUGCAACUACUUAUGAGAAACGGUUAAAUCUGAAUCCUCGUGAUAAGGACUCAGGCAACGUCACCGCAAGAGGAAACGAAAACUACGUGCCCAGAAGUGAACACCGGGGCAAAGUAGUCCUUGAAUCCAGAUUUUACAAACACCUAAACGAGAUAUCCAAUCCUUCCUGGUUUUCACUUGAGGAGACGAACCUAACUGAUGUCAACGGAGCGACUGUGAACACACAGGCUCUGCAUCAAACGCUAGAUGACAUCGAGAAGGAGUUUUUCAAACUAAAACGUCUGCAGGCACAACGAGUACAUUUCCAGUACUGUUUAGACCACCACAUUGUGCCUCGUGGUCUGAGGGUGUUUUGUAUGCCCAGCCAGGGGGAUGAAUUUCCGGAGCUUUUAGCGCGCUGGCAACGCAUAAACUUGGAGACCAGUCGUGAGUAUUUAAAUCUCUUAAUAGACUAUUUUGGUCCCAAGGAAAAGAAACUUGCUAAUAGUAUUGACAUGAAACAGAAGCAAUUGUUUAAAGACUUUCCAGAAACUGUUGUGUACCCUUUAUUUGAAAGUUUAUUAGACAGUGUCUCAGCCUAUGAUCGAAAGUUACUACAACAGAAGAAAAAUAAAGUACUACGCGAUUUUAACGACUUUAAAUCAGGCCAUGUCUUUACUUGGCCAAGGCAUGGCAAUAAUAGACUUUUUUCUAAUGUGAAUGAGGGCCAAGAAACUGAUAGUAAUGCCCAUACUUUGCAAACUAGAAAAGGAAAUGGAGUAAUUGAUCUCUCUGAAACUAUUAUUGCUAAUAAGGAUGUUUCCCACAUUUUGAAUGUGUCUAAUAGCUUAAAUACAUCUAACAAUACAAAUAUUAAUAGUAGUAAAACUAUUUGUGCAAAUGUCGCUGUACAGCAUGGUUUUAGAUCUGAACAAGCUUCUGACAUUGUGAUUAAUAAUAAUAUGACUGAUGUGAUGAUAGAUGAAUCUUGUAAUGAUUCUAAUGAUGUGAAUAAGACUAAUAUAGAUAGAACGAAUCAUUUGAAUAAAGAAGGCUUUACAUUUAAGAACCUUAGUGAUUAUGUACCCUCGAACCAUCCCUUAGUGGAAGCCUUUAUGAAAGUAACUGAAGAGGAGCUUUAUAAAUAUUAUGAUACUAAAAAGUUUAACAAACUUAAAAGAUCUGAUAACUUGACAUAUAAUGAGAGAGUGCCUGAUUUUUUCACAGCUGAAAAUAAGAAAUCUAGCAAAGCCCUUGUUCUUUUCUGUAUUCCUUCUCUUUUAUCUAAACUGAUCAUCCAGAGAGCUACUAUGAUUACCUCUUUUGCAAGCCAGCUACCAUUAAACAAGUCUCAGGAAGAACAACAAAUGGAAGGAAUGUCUGAUGAUGCAGUAAAAGAAGGUAGUCACUCAGAACUAAUGCAGGUGGACCCUGCAAGUGAGCAGUCAUAUACGGAUCAGUUAAUCGCACAAAAGUCUAAUCAUGUGUCAGCAGAUAAGUGUUUGGGUUGGAUGGAGGUAAAAGCAGAAAGCCAGAGUGAUGAUAGAAUGGAAUCCAAAGGAGUGGAGUCCUCUGUAAGUGAAAGUGAUGAACAAAAGAAUUCUAGAGCAUUAGACUUAUUGUACGGCACACCAGAACAUGCUGGGGCAUCCACAUCAGUGUCUCUGAAGCAGAGCUUUAAACCAGCCCUGCAGUUAAAGUGGGACUUCACACAAAUCAUUUUUCCAAAUAUGGCUUCAGAUAAUACAGUGAUGAUUUUAAAACAACCUGCAAGUGUCCUUCUCCCAGAUAAUGUUAUUGGGCGGAAUUGUGAUAUCAGUAAGUGGUGCAGAAAAAUAAAUCAGAAGCGAGCGAAGCUGUCAAGGAGGGAGCGAAAACAGCUUGAGAGGGAAACACGAUACAAACGGGACAUAAACGCAGAUGAGAAGGUCAGGCAGUGCUCCAGCUGGAAAGAGUACAAAGAGCUUCUGCAGAGGAGGAGGAGGAGGAGAAUGAAGGAGAAGCUACCUGACCACUUGUGGAUGGACAGUGUCACUCCUCUCAUUAAACCUGGUCAAACCACAUCAGUAGAAAACCUGCUUGGAAAGAUUGGAAUUCUACAGUCUUCACAUAUUUUAGAUGGUGCAGAAAGACUUCAGGAUGACCUAGGAUCUUGGAAGAUCGAUUUUGAUGUUUACCAGGCUGACAGUGUCGGACAGUUUCGGAAGAGCAACCCAGGAAAACCAUACAGCAGAGUUUGUAUUUGCAGCAUUGAUGGACCCAUCCCAGACUUACUGACUCUGAAGAAAUUAUCAUAUCAGAGUGGAGAUGUUCCAGUUUUGUUUGCACUGGUGGACAAUGGUGAAAUUUCUUUUUAUACUUUCAAAGAAUUUAAACUUCCUACUGAUGUAUACCACUGAAGUUGUGAUGGACAGAUGAGCUGUGGGAUCAGCUCACUAAACCGUACCAGCCGUAUCACUGAACGAAACAGCUAACAGUAAUACCUUGUAUUUCCAGUACUGAAUUUGACUUUGGCCUCUCAUUAGAUGAAUUAGCCUUCUAUUGUUCUCCCAUGGGUUUGUGCUACAAACAUGCCUUAAAACUAAUUAAUAACAGUAUUUGUUUAGUUGUUUGGUCAGUCUUUUUUUUUUUUUGUUUGCUUUGGAGUGAGUGAGAGUGGUUUUGUCUUGCACUAUGUUGCUUUGGCACUGUUACACUAUGCUUCUGCUGCCACUCUUCUCAGCUGCUGCAUUGUUUUGUUAAUUUCACUGAACAUGGUGUCUACCAGCACCCCAUGUUCCUCUACUGAUGUUGGUGUAGUAGAGUCCAUUGAUCUUGAGUCCUUCCAUAUGUGUCAUGUUUCUCUGGUUUGGAUCAGUAUGAUGGUAAAAGUUUGAUUGUCUGGUGUUUAGUGUACAUUUUCUUUGCCUAGGAAUUUGAUUCCUAUAUCCAUCUUCCUUGAAUAAGAAGGACUUGCAGUCAUAUCAUGGAACUAAGUGUACUUCUGCAAACAUAUUUUGAUGUUGCAGAAGAAGUCUGGAUCCUUAUACCAAGUAUUAGCAAAACAGGUGGUCUUUCUAACUUGUACCCCUCUGUCAUGCAUUGUCCCACAUGCAACAAGGGUGUUUCUUAUGAGCACAUGCCAAGGACAGCAUCCCCACAAAAAAAGAAAAAAAUUGUAAAAAAAAAAUGUGGUGACACAAACUUAGCUGCUAGUGUUCAUUCUGUCUGUGAGAAAGUUUCCUUAUUCCUUUUUUUGUUUGUUUUUUACAAGUAAGAAGAAAAGUGCAUACAUCAAAGACAGCUUGUAUGCAUCAACUGCUAUUUGCCACAUGUGAAGUAUGACAAGUGCAGCUUUGAGGAAACCAUCGGUUCUCUGAACCAAAUCAUAUGGAGUGUUUUAGUUGUGCAUUUGUUUAAGGAAAUUAUUUACCGUAAUAAGUGGAACUUAAAAAGAAUGAAGGUUAAGGAAAAGAUGAAGGUGAAUUCUGACUGAGCUUGUAAUAAAAUAAUUGUAUUUAGUUUUAAUUCUGUUCUCAACCUAUUGCAAUCAACUUAACUUUUUUAUGUUCUCAUACUGGGGAAAAUUGUAUUUCACCCUAAGAAUUAUUUUAACCUUUAUUUUUCAGCUCUCUGAUUUGGAAUGCUGAUGACAGUGUUUCUUGUAAUUUAUGGUGGAAGGUGGUAUCAGCUCCAUGAGUUAGAAGAGCUACCUCAGCCACACACAACAGAAGGGAAAGCUAAUUAAAUCAUGCAAAGCCAGGCUGUUAUAAAAUGGAGAGAGAGAAAAAAGAAAGGAUUGUAAAAGUUAAUGAGGAAGUGGAUAAAAGAUCCUAAAAAGCUUAAGCCCUUCUCCAGUCCAUUGGAGGAAACAUCUUUACAUCACUCACUAUGUGGGUACUAAGCCGUUCAUGAAGGUGCAUAAGCGGAAGUUGUCUGUGUUGAUUCAGCAUUUUGUUAAAUUUAAGAAUGUUGCCAGUCUUUCAACACAGAAAGCUUUAUAUUAUGUUUAAUAUAACACUUGCUGUAAUGCACAAAACUAAUUGUCUUUUUGCAUGUAUAAAUGCUUUCCAUAAAAGUGACUGUUCUUUUCUGUGAUUUCAGGUCUUGAUGCUUUGGUUUUCUCAGAUUAAUGUCUACUUAAGCAGCUUGCAUUGAUAUGAAUGUACUAUUUUUAAUUUUACAUCUGUUUGUUUAUUGCAUCUUUAUACUUCAUACACUAAGGGACCCAAUAGUUUCAAACAUAGAAUGGCCCCUCCCAGUUGCUGUUUCAAGGUCCUAUCAAAGUGAAGCAUUUAAUUAUUAUCUUUUGUCCCUUUUUAACUGAACGGCCUUUUCUUCAUUUGCUGAAGGUGCAUACAAGUCUGUAUGUUGCAAACAUGCUAACUUCAGUUAUUGAGUCUUAUAAUUGUUUUAGCCAUGCUUGGCAUUGGGCUGCUGUGAUUUCUGGUCCACCGUGUAACUGGGAGGAGUAAAUGGCAAAUGCAGUGGCAAGGUUCUUCCUGUCAAAUAAAAUCCCUGUCUUAGUUUUAGUUGUGGCCCGUAUGUCCAUGAGAAUAGGGUGAUGUGCUAUCUAAUUUGAACUUUUUUCUAUGCAUGGCUUUUUAGUGUCUCUCUGAUUGUUCUGCUCAUUUGUUCUGCUAUGCCAGUGGAUUGACAAGGUAAGGCACAUGAAAUCUCUGCUUUAUGCUAAGCAGAUUACAUAUUUCUUGAAUCACAUGACUGGUGAACAGUGGCCCUUUGUCAAAUUAAUUUAUAUGAGAUCAUCCACAAUGGAAAAAGACAUGUCCAUAAUGCUGAUGCAGUUGUCUUUGCAGUGCAGGUUUAGGUAGAAAUUGCUUCUAUCCUUUUAGUAAAGGUGUGUACUAUUACUAGUAAAUAAUUGUAUCCCCUUUUUUUGAACAUUAUUCCAGGGUACUUCUGAAACUAGAACUGUACGUAACUGUGGUUUCUUGAUAACUGGGUUUAUUUGCAAGCAUACAAUGUUUUUUUUCAUCAGUAUGUUUGCAAAGAGACUUUAACUGAGGAUUCUAAAAUGUAUGAAUUACUGAAGGCCAUAGGUUUUUAUAUGCUGUGAUUUCAUGAUUAAACUUCAGUAACUGUUUGGCCAGUGCUGUUGGGGUACAUAUGGCAAUUUUUUGUCUGAUCUGAGUCAUAAGUGUGUACAUUUCAAUUUCUGAACCUAAAGGAUGUAAUGCACAUUUAGCUGAAUCUUCAGCUACUCAUUGUCUUUACUGGAUUUGCAUUAAGUCUUGUACCUCACCAGAUUCACUGUCCAGUUCCUCAGUGAUAAUGAAUACAAAUGCAGGUUUUCUGUAGAAAGAAACUACCUCUUUUGCUUGUUUAGCCGCUGUCUGCAUUGCAUUUUGAAGUGUUCAUUAUUUCCUACUACCUGGUGCACUUUUACUUUGCAUCAACUCUGUGUUCCAAGAUUGUUGUAACCCAUGGAGCAGAGUUGUUUUAGUACUUCUGUAUGUUGCAAGAGUUUGUUAUUACUAACCAUAAAUCCACUUCUUUCCCAAACUGAAAGGUAUAUUGUCAAUGCUGUUACCACAUAAAAGCGGUCACUGAUUAUGUUAGCCCUUUAUGGUGAAAUUUUCGGUGCAUAUCUAACUGCCUCAAGCUCUGCUCUCUGGGCUGAUAAAGCUAUAGCAACUUAAUUAUGUCUACUUCUGGUUUGUCUGGACUAUGAAAAUAUACAGCAAAACCUAUGUGAUAUUUACUGUCUUCUUAGUUUCUAACUCCUUUAACAUACAUAUAAAGAGGGUAUGUGCUAAAGUCCAAAAUGAAAGGUGACUUGGGAGCUUUGCCCAUUUCCUCUGUACAGUGAUGUGGUAUUCCACCAUACAGUGCAUGUUGUAACAAGUAAUAGUUAUUGCCCACAUCUACUGUUACAUGUCUUUGCUCAAAAGACAAAAGCCAUUUUUUCAAAUCUGCUUUGACUAAUUGCCUUGUGAGUGAUGGAAUAUAACUGGAUUUUGAUUGCAUGAUGAGGUAUCUGUACAAUGAUAGGUGCAAUUGUGUAUAUAUUCUGAUUGUUUGGGAUCCCAGUGGUGUGCUGAUAUUGGCCCUAUGCAAGGAUGGAAACCUCUUUCCACUGGUGUAAGCAUACAACUGAAAAAUGUCACAGGUCUUAGUAUAGUUUGCAUACCCUUGACUGUCAUGUGACCACUGUUGCAGUAACAAUACAGAAAUACUGUCUUUGUUUGUUGCUGUCUGUAAAUAGAAUGGAUGUGACAUAUCUAGAAUUAUCAGUUCUGUAAUGGUAGCUAAUGCUUCAUCAAAUUUACUGCUCUGCCUGUAUCAUAUGUCCAUUGAACUGAAUCAGAACCUGAUGAUAUGUUUUGAGUAAUUUAUACAGAUGACCUGAAAUGCAAGCAUAAUCUUCUGUAAAUUCCAUUAUAGCUCAUCACUCCUAGAAUUUUUUUCUAAGUCAUUUACGGUUUGGUAAUGGCAUCUGUAAAAUGGAUAGCACUCUUUCUUUACAAGGUAUUCUAACAUUUGAUUGGAUAGUAAUGCCUAAGAACUUACAUGAUUUCUACAUAAGUUGCAGUUUUCCAGCUAUACCUUGAAACCAGCAUUCUACAAAAAUGCUGAAAUUUCCUGCAAUAACUGCAGAUGUUCUUCCUGGGUUUCUGUUUGAAUUAAAAUAUCUUUGUACUGCAGAACUGUAUCUGCCAUUGUUACUGGACAUGAGGCCUUAGCUAGAGCUUGAUGGAAAAAAUAAAGCUGUUAUGAAACCCC
Protopterus annectens (West African lungfish) is the source of this 7758-nucleotide messenger RNA. It is a transcript of the gene TSEN54, whose product is annotated as tRNA splicing endonuclease subunit 54. Gene Ontology annotation, cellular component: tRNA-intron endonuclease complex. The record is from RefSeq and is a predicted model, not a curated record. Gene Ontology annotation, biological process: tRNA-type intron splice site recognition and cleavage. Lineage: Eukaryota; Metazoa; Chordata; Ceratodontiformes; Protopteridae. Bases 486 to 3434 code for a protein of 982 amino acids. The transcript has 14 exons.